AAACGACUUUGUGUCUCGUGAGUUUGAUCCAAUCAGGGCAAUCCAGCAGCUGCUAUAAAGCCUGAAGCACCGGCUUUCCGUCAUUUAAACAAACCUUUAAUCCGCACAGUCACUGACUGAAAGCAGAUAAAGAUGGCAAGAACCAAGCAAACCGCUCGUAAGUCUACUGGAGGAAAGGCGCCCAGGAAGCAGCUCGCUACCAAGGCUGCCCGAAAGAGCGCCCCUGCUACCGGCGGCGUGAAGAAACCUCACCGUUACAGGCCCGGGACUGUGGCUCUCCGGGAGAUCCGCCGCUAUCAGAAAUCCACCGAGCUGCUGAUCCGCAAGCUGCCCUUUCAGCGGCUGGUCCGCGAAAUCGCUCAGGAUUUCAAGACCGACCUGCGCUUCCAGAGCUCCGCUGUCAUGGCGCUGCAAGAGGCUAGCGAGGCUUACCUGGUCGGGCUCUUUGAGGACACCAACCUGUGUGCCAUUCACGCCAAGAGAGUCACCAUCAUGCCCAAAGACAUCCAGCUGGCCCGCCGCAUCCGAGGUGAACGCGCAUAAACUGGAACCCGGUUCAAGAAACUACUUUAAACAACAAAGGCUCUUUUAAGAGCCAA
Messenger RNA from Acipenser ruthenus (sterlet), 599 nucleotides. RefSeq names its product histone H3. Gene Ontology annotation, cellular component: nucleosome. The record is from RefSeq and is a predicted model, not a curated record. Gene Ontology annotation, molecular function: structural constituent of chromatin; protein heterodimerization activity; DNA binding. The transcript has a single exon. Lineage: Eukaryota; Metazoa; Chordata; Actinopteri; Acipenseriformes; Acipenseridae. Bases 133 to 543 code for a protein of 136 amino acids.